This is a messenger RNA of Hevea brasiliensis (rubber tree), 651 nucleotides long. RefSeq lists its product as uncharacterized. The record is from RefSeq and is a predicted model, not a curated record. The coding region runs from base 1 to 651 and encodes 216 amino acids. Lineage: Eukaryota; Viridiplantae; Streptophyta; Magnoliopsida; Malpighiales; Euphorbiaceae. The transcript is spliced from 3 exons.
AUGGAUUUUGUUAUUGGUCUCCCUUUUACACAGAAGAAGCAUGAUGCUGUAUGGUCAGAAAGAGUGAUCCAAAUACUUGAAGAUAUGCUUAGAAGUUGCAUUAUUGAUUUUGAAGGAAGUUGGGAUAGAUUAAUAGGACUGGACUUGGUGGGAGAAACUGAGGAGAAAGUAAAGAUCAUUAAGGAUAGUUUAAAAACCACUUCAAAUAGACAAAAGUCCUCUAUAGAUUUAAAGAGGAAAGAUAUUAAGUACGAGGUUGGCGAUAAAGUCUUUUUGAAGGUGUCACCAUGGAAGAAAGUUCUUAGAUUUGAGAAGAAGGAUAAGUUAAACCCUAGGUUUAUCGGUGGAUAUGAGAUUCUUGAGGGUGUGGGUCUGAUAGCCUACAGGCUAGCUUUACAACCUGAGUUGGAUAAGAUUCAUAUUGUAUUCCAUAUUUUAAUGUUAAGGAAAUACAGAUCAGAUUCCUCACAUGUCUUAUCAGCAGAGACCAUUGACAUACAACCUGAUUUAAUGUAUGAGAAGGAACCAGUAAAGAUUUUAGCACGAGAAAUCAAGGAACUGAGGAAUAAGAAAAUUCCACUGGUGAAAGUGCUUUGGAGGAACCAUAAAAAGGAGGAAGCAACGUGGGAUAGCGAAGAGAUCAUGAGAUAA